CUACUCCACCCCUGCCCUCCUUCUUCUCCUGUAAAUCUUCCUCCUCACCGUCGCCCUUUGGUCACCAUCUCGAACAUCACCGCUUUCUUGUAAGCUCACUGUCUCCAUUGAGUCCGUAUUGCGCCACCUUCACCGUUUUCCUAUCAUUUGCUGUGAUUCUCCAUUCUUGUUCUCCAUCAUGCAUUGCCCUACUCGCGCUCUCUCCUCUCUCUUCUCUGGAUCCUUGUCCCAGCCGUUCUCUUUUCACUCGCAUCGCUACUUGUGUAGCCGUUCUAAUCCAAUUCAUUCCCAUCCCCAUUCUCAACCUCAACCUCAACUUCCCACCCCGACUCCCAUCACUGUCUUGAGACCCUGGGAACAGGCAGCUGUCGCUGUGGGUUCUGCUGUUGGCGCCUUCAUCAACCCUGCCCGCGCUGAUUUUGUGGCUGCGCUCGGAGAAACCACCGGAGGCCCCGCCUUCCACCUCAUCCUAGAGCGCAUGAAAGCUUCCCCUGAAGGUCAACAAAUAUUGAAUGAAAGACCUCGAGUGAUCGCAUCCCAAGUUCAACACGCGUGGGAUAUGCCCGAAAAUACUUUUGGAGGGGCUUAUGCUAAGUUCAUGGGCUCUCGUAACUUUUCCCCUGAUGACAGACCACCAGUCCGUUUCGUGGAAAGCGAGGAGUUAGCAUAUGUCGCUCAACGCGCUAGAGAGGUUCAUGACUUUUGGCACGUUCUUUUCAACUGCCCAACAAGUGUUGUCGGUGAGCUAGCACUCAAAAUGGUAGAGUUUCAGCAAACAUUAUUGCCUAUGUGUUUCCUCUCCGUUGCCGGAGCAUCUUGGCGUCUUAAAUCUGAACAGCGAGCAGCGCUUUUCAAACAUUACGGGCCAUGGGCAAUGAGGGCUGGCAGAUCUGCCAGGGACCUCAUGUGUAUCUAUUACGAAAAGCAUCUUCAUGAGGAUUUGGAUGAAGUUCGCAGUAAGUGGGGUAUAAUUCCUGCCCCUCUAAGGCCCAAGAAGAAAGUUGUGUAGAUAGGCCUAUUUCAUUCCAGUUUUAGGAUUUAAUCAGUAGAAUUCUACAGCACAUACUAGGGUCUGGAGAGUGGUGUAUUGAAUUUAUAAGACAUGACCAUUCUCAUUAUCAGCAAUUAUGCCAUAACGAUCCUGAUUGUGCACUCAGGACGAAGCUUGACCUCCAAGCUAUCAGAUGACGUGCUUCUUAGCAAGCAUUUGAUCCCCCUGUUAGCUUGCACAAGUCUUCCAAAUUUCACACUAGCUGAAGUUUUCUGAUUUCUGUUAGGCUAACCAAGUACAAAUGCAAAUUCAGAUUCGUUAUAAUUCUUCAUUGUUUGAUUGUGGAGUGCUCAGGUUAUGCUCUGUACAGCGAACAGUUUCCAUAAUUGUUUUUUCAAAAAUUAGAGGGUAGGUUGGAGAAUCGUUCUGGGAGGACGCUAAAAACGUGUCGAAUUCUGGUGUACAUUUUUUUUGUAGGAUCCAAUUUAAAGAGGUUAUAUUUCUUUAUUUUUGAGAUUCACUCGACUGGUGAGUGGAACAUAGGGGUAUAUAUUUUCUUUGUAAUAAGGGAUUGAGGCUUUGCACUCUUUUCAAAAGUGAACAAACUUUCAGUGAGAAGUUUUUAUUUAUUUAUUUAUAUUUUAAAGUUAGCGGAUUUCUA
Messenger RNA from Physcomitrium patens, 1652 nucleotides. Its product is annotated as ubiquinone biosynthesis protein COQ4 homolog, mitochondrial. The record is from RefSeq and is a predicted model, not a curated record. Gene Ontology annotation, biological process: ubiquinone biosynthetic process. Gene Ontology annotation, cellular component: mitochondrial inner membrane. Lineage: Eukaryota; Viridiplantae; Streptophyta; Bryopsida; Funariales; Funariaceae.